AUGAAUUCCAAAGGUGAGGGUUUCCUGGCCAGAGGUACCCCAGCUGAGGCUCCAGAGAUGGCCCUGGUCCCGCCCAGUGUCCGGGAAGCAGAGCAGAGGCCAGGUGCCUACACAGCACGCUUUCUAGGGGUCCAAGCCCCUGUCACCCCUCCUCAAAUCACCUUCUACGAGGACCCGGGCUUCCAGGGCCGCCACUACGAGUGCAGCAGUGACCACCCGAACCUGCAGCCCUAUUUCAGCCGCUGCAACUCGGUGCGCGUGGACAGCGGCUGCUGGAUGCUCUAUGAGCAGCCCAACUACUCGGGCUGCCAGUACUUCCUGCGGCGCGGGGACUACCCGGACUACCAGCAGUGGAUGGGCCUCAGCGACGCGGUCCGCUCCUGCCGCCUCAUCCCCCACACCAGCUCCCACAGGAUCAGGAUUUAUGAGCGAGAGGACUACAGGGGCCAGAUGGUAGAGAUCACCGAGGACUGCUCCUCGCUUCACGACCGCUUCCACUUCAGUGAGAUCCACUCCUUCCAAGUGCUGGAGGGCUACUGGGUCCUCUACGAGAUGCCCAACUACCGGGGGCGGCAGUACCUGCUGAGACCGGGGGACUACAGGCGCUACCACGACUGGGGGGCCACGAGUGCCCGAGUGGGCUCUUUGAGGAGAGCCACGGAAUACUAUUGA
Puma concolor (puma) is the source of this 672-nucleotide messenger RNA. The record is from RefSeq and is a predicted model, not a curated record. NCBI's taxonomy places the organism in Eukaryota, Metazoa, Chordata, Mammalia, Carnivora, Felidae.